AUGCGGUCGUGGUCUUCCGAAGAUCGGUUGAGGCUGGGAUACCUUAGCAUUUAUACUAGUUACAUUGAAGCAAGAAAGCCAUCUUCAGCUACUCGGGCUAGGUUGGCAAGGCUUGUGAUGGAUUUAGAAGCGUUUGAGAACUACCCUUGGGGAAGAGUGGCCUUCAAAAACCUGAUGCGGUCGGUGAAGGAGAAAGAAAUUUGGAAGUCGUCGUACACCAUUGAGGGGUUUGUUCAAGUACUACAAGUCUGGGUUUACUUUGCUCUUCCCGACUUUGCUGCUAAAUUUGGUGAACCACUUCCAGGCGACCACAAUACACGCAUUAACAACUACGUUGUUAAGGAAUUCUUCGACAUGUUUCCGCGCUGGGAAAUUGAAGACGAUGAUGAAGAAGACGAGAGGACUGACAACAUCAUCAAAGCGAUGUAUGGUCAUUUUGGCCCUAAACAAUGGACAUGGGAAAGGAGUCAUUGGCCUCCAACAGGUGUGACCAAGUAUGUCAAGUCCGAAGGGUCUGUCGAUCUGAAGAGGCGAUCGGAAUCAGUUGGUGAUCAAGGAAGUCGGAAGCGGUUCUGCCCAGCCUCUGGUGAGGAAGAUGAGUCAAUGGUCACGAUUCUGAAGGACCACAUGGACGACUGCUUCAACAAGAUGAUGGAUGGGUUGAGUAGUUGUGAAUCUCAGAUCAAACUACUCAACACAAAGUUGGGAACGGUGGAGCAGAAAUUAGAGGCAGUGAUCCUCCAAGCUGGGACCGGAGGUACAAAGGAGGAUGUGGCUCAGACUGGUGAAGCAGACGCCGAGGACGCAAAACCUGUUGGCGACGAUCAAACGGACGCGGACGCCGAUCCUAAUAUCGGGAGUAAUUUUAUGUCUAAGCAAAAUGAACAAAUUGAUGUCCCAAGUGAGAGCGUGAACGAUGGUAAGCAGGGAACUCCAGAGCCAAGCGUCGUUAUGGUUGAUCCAGCAAAAUGCGACAUCGACUUCGAUCAGGUCCAGAAAGAUAAACACGAGAAAGGCAAGAAGGCGGCACAACUGGUUGCUCGUGCGAAGAGUGAACAUCUGCGAAAGUUGGCUCCUACACAACAAAGCCCUUUCAAACCCAACAGCACAGCGAAGGAAAUAAUCCCAAACAAAAAUGUCCGAGGGUGCGGAUAUGAUCCGUUUGAUAUGAAACACGUGAAGCAAAAAAUCGGUGUGCUAACUGAUUGUCUGAAAAAAGAUCCGGCAUAUCCGAAGCGGGUGAAAUGGUCAUCCGUGGACUGGUACUUCAUUCUAAGAGUUCCUAAACAAUGGCUAGCAGAUACUCAUCCUGAGUGGUUUAGGUCGGACAGGAUAACAUUCCUCGACUCUUACUUUGCAACGAUGUGGAGGUACAAGUACAAGGAGUUUGUGGACUCUCACGCCAAUCCUGAUGGUUCAGGCAAGCUCCUUCCAGCUGGCUCGUUCGAGUACUACACUGGCGCAGCCCCAACCUAUUGCGUUAGUAACAAGACGUGGGGGUAUGAUGUGGAUGACCUGUACUCGAUGUUACACAUCACUGAUGAUCACUGGGUGACAAUGUGGAUUUCGAUUACGAUGAAGCAUAUUGUCAUUUGGGAUAGCCAUGCGAAUACUCAUGCAUCGGAUAUUCAGAUUGAGGCUGCUGUGACUCCGAUUACCGUCUUGGUUCCCUACAUACUCCGUGAGUGUGCACCUGCUGAAGACCGUAUCAAUCUGACUUAUGAUCCAUUCACGUGGGAGCGAAUCAAGGGGCAUUUGAUCCCACAAAACAAACAAAGCGGUGACUGUGGUGUUUACUGCUUGAAGUACCUUGAAUACCAUGCUCUAGGGAUGCCAUUUCCGAAGACCUUGUGCGAUGCAAACAUUAAAAACAUCCGAGACAAGCUGGCAGCUGAGAUAAUUGACGAGACAGGAGUAACCGGCACAGAGAAGUAUGAGUAUCCAUGGCUGGACGUAUACGAAGGUAAGUGA
Eutrema salsugineum is the source of this 1971-nucleotide messenger RNA. RefSeq lists its product as uncharacterized. Gene Ontology annotation, molecular function: deSUMOylase activity. Gene Ontology annotation, biological process: protein desumoylation. Gene Ontology annotation, cellular component: nucleus. Bases 1 to 1971 code for a protein of 656 amino acids. NCBI's taxonomy places the organism in Eukaryota, Viridiplantae, Streptophyta, Magnoliopsida, Brassicales, Brassicaceae. The transcript has 5 exons. The record is from RefSeq and is a predicted model, not a curated record.